AUGGGCAACUCCUUUUGGAAAUUCACAACCGAUGAUGGCCAAACCAUCGCUGAAGCCACCAUACAAUCGAUGACUGCUUACGCCGAUCGCAAAGCUAGACUCGAGCUCUCUAAGAAGACAUCAGUCGAGAGCUGGAAAGCAAUCUGUGAGACAGAGGUGCAACGCCUUCUAUACUACCGCGGCAGGAAGCAAUUAUCAGCAUGCAGUACCGAUCUUGCUCAUGUUGGUGGACAGACGCAUCACUGUUCGACAAUACAUGUGUCAUUCUAUUUCUUUAGUCUUGUCACUAGACUUUCUACCAUUGAGUUCGUCAUCGUGCUUCAGAUACGUGAGACUGACCUCUCCUCGUUCGGCUGA
Molecule: messenger RNA, 357 nt
Organism: Aspergillus vadensis CBS 113365
Lineage: Eukaryota; Fungi; Ascomycota; Eurotiomycetes; Eurotiales; Aspergillaceae
Exons: 1
Coding region: 1-357 (118 amino acids)
Source: RefSeq, a predicted model, not a curated record